This is a messenger RNA of Caenorhabditis elegans, 7291 nucleotides long. It is a transcript of the gene epg-5, whose product is annotated as Ectopic P granules protein 5. The transcript has 23 exons. Lineage: Eukaryota; Metazoa; Nematoda; Chromadorea; Rhabditida; Rhabditidae. The record is from RefSeq and is marked reviewed. Bases 10 to 7071 code for a protein of 2353 amino acids. Gene Ontology annotation, cellular component: phagocytic vesicle membrane; cytoplasm.
AGUUUCAAAAUGGCGGAAUUGGUUCGUCCAAAAAAGCCAAAACAUCGAGAGCGAGCACAAAGUGAUUAUACACCCCCAAUACCAGAUCGUCCUGCAAUUGUGAAUGGUUUGAGACUCCCUGCGGCUCCAUCACAUACUAUUGAGGAUUUACCAGAAAGAUCAGCAUCACCGGAACCUGAAGAUCAGGAUAUAAGCUUGACCGAAGAUUCCUUGAAACGCGAAGAAGCAUCUGAACCUUUAAAAGAUGUGAGAAGUAGUCCAGUUCGACCAGCCCCUCCACCACCACGUGUUUCUCAAGAAAGAGAAGCUCCACCAAUUCCUCCAAGAAGUAUGAUCUUUCCACGAAGUACCAGCAUGGUUGCUGAAUCUAGAAAAGAAUCAACUACAGCGGUAGCACCAAAACGGAGUGUAGCAGUUGCUUCAUAUCCAGCUGUCCCCGAACUAGCCGAACUUCCAUCCUAUACUGAUGCGCUUCAACAUCCGCAAGUGUAUCCUUCAAUAAAUGGAGGACUUCAGCAUUCACACUCAGCUACUGCCAUUCCAGAAAAAACACGAUUUUCUGCACCAGUUGAGAGAGAGCGUGUACGAGAGGGAGAAGCUCCUCCGAUGUAUCCAUCUAUCAAAACUUACGAACGGAAUGAACAUGGUUUAAUGACUGAAGAAAACUUGGUCACAUUCUACCAUAAUCCCCUUUAUGAGCACGCCGAAAUGUUUGUUGAUCAGUUUAUUAAAACUGAGGAAGUACCAACUCAAUCUGGAUCUUUAUUUCCACUCUUAGCUAGACUAAGAACAGUAUGUGACCUAAUGACUGUUAGUGAAGUGAAAGGAAAAGAGAAUACAGAAGAAUUGCAAAAAUGUUUACGAGAAUGUUGGGUUCAACAAUCUCUUUCUGUUGAUGCAAAAGGAAAAUGUGGAGACAACAAUGAUGGUACAGGUAGAGCAUCGUAUUUUUCUUUUGAACUGCAACAGGCAGUACUGGAUCAAAUGAAGAAACUUCUCUCUACGAAUCGAAGCAAUCUGAUGGAUCAUUCAGUUUGUGAAGAGACUUCGUUUAGAUCAAUUGCUCUACAAAUUCAAUGGCAGGUUAUUAUUAUCAAUAAUAAUUUCAUGGCUGAAAACGGGUUGUCUACAAAUUGUCCACCCAGUUUAAUUGCCAGUGUACCUAUGACACCGGGUAGAGUUGCUCUUCGCACUGCUCUUUCAGACAUAUUCUAUCAUCUUCGGUAUCCAAGACUUUCAAAAAGAUUUAUAGAUACACUUGUUGGAUGGAUCAAAGAAUUGACAUGUGUGUUGAAUAUGCGUCAAUCAUGCGACGACGGUAUAUUCCUCCUUUGCCACCUUUUACGUCUUCCAUCUCCAAUUGAUCAAUGGGCUUCUCCAUUUGUACAAACCUUCAUUCAAUCACAAUCUGCUCCAAAGUUGAAGCUUGAUUAUUGUGUUGCACUUCUCACUCAUCUCCUCAACCCAAUCAAAGCUCGAGAAUCUUUCCUUCGCCAUGUUGCUCAAUCUGAAAAAGAGGAGUCAACUUGGGAGAUUCUUGCAGAUGACGAUGACGGUGAAGCAAAUGAGUUUUCAUUUGUCACAAUCAACGAAUCAGAUCUAACUGCAUUCCUUGAUCAAUUUCCGAUUUCUGAGCUUUAUUCAAUUGCUUAUCUUGCUUUCACUUCAUACUCUGACAAAGGAUCUCAAUUUACUGCUAUGAUUGCAUUCCAGCUCUUGCUCAUGAAAAUUCUUGAUAAUGGUUUGACAAGUUAUUCUCAACCCGGAUAUAAAAUGUUCUGUAAGCAAAUUGGAAUAAGUCUCAAGCACAGCGUUCGGGAACUUUGCUCCAAUUGGCGACUUAUUCGAGAUCAAGUUCGACCAGGCGAAGAGCAUCAUCUUCAGAAAGAAGUAGAUCGAGUUGUACUUCUAGCUCUAAAUUACUUGAUUCAUCAAGACACCCUUGGAUUGUUCCAAUUUGUGGUGUCGUUACCAUAUGCUGUGGUUUCCGAAGAAUGUAGAAGCCGAUGUGAAUAUGCUUUAAGAUCGAAUAAGAAAAUGUCUAUUCACGAGAUUUAUGAUACACCAAUUUGUGAAGUACGCGCCAGGAUUAGUAGUCAAGGAAUUUCAAAACGAAUAGGUGCGCUUGGAGCUCAGGAUUCAGAAUUUCUUGUCAACUCAUUGGCCUCAAUUGGAUCUUAUUCAAAUUCGGAUGUUUCGCAACUUUUGAAAGAGCUUAUUGAUGUUUGCUUUUGUGAUGAAGACACUCGAGAUGAUUUGUAUAAAUGUGGUGGUGAAGCAAUUGGACAAAUUCUUAUAAAAAGACCUGAAACAUUGCAUCAAUUGCUCACUAUUAUUGAUCGAAAUCUUCAGCAUAUGGAUUCCUAUGCAAUCAAUGUUUUAUCAUCAUCACGACUUUUCGAAUGUCGAUUAACGGAACCAAUGAUAAGCAUCAUAGGAAAAUGGCUCAUUAAUAAUCCUCCAGAACACGGAGCAAAUCGUCUUGCUCGGCGAGUUCUUUCUGGAUUGCAUUGGGGAUUGGCUGUUGAUGGUCAUAACUUGUGGAUUGAUGUAGAUGUGCACACAAUUGCAGCAGAUACUGUGGUCAAGGCUCAUUCUGUUCAUUGUUCACGUUCGAAUAGUAUGAUAUCAAAGUCUAUAAAUAAGAUAUCAAAACUCGCUUCAAAAGUUGGAGACGCCGAAUCGUUGUUCCAGCAGUUUUGUUGGGACCUGCUCGUAAAGCUCAAACUUCCAACGAUACCUUCCUCAUUGGUUCAAAAUGAUCUAACAGCACAUUAUGUGAGGAUAGUUCAAAAUUGUGAAGAUGAUGUGGUUGUGUACUUGGAAAAAGGAGUUCCUCUUCUAUCGGAUUUAGUAACAUCUGGAAGUUCAGUGGCUUCUGUUGUUUUACUUUCAAGACUUAUUGCUCAACAUUAUCAGAAUGUGAAUUUGAUGGCUGCUGAUAAAAACUUCAUGACAACAUUCGAACGUCUUCUACACAUUGAUCAACUUCCAUAUGCAGUUCAAUGGCUCAGUGGACCAUCAUCGACGCCGACUCCUAUCGUGAAGCUUAUAUGUUCAGCAAUUUCCUACUAUUCUGCAAAGUUACCUCCUAGAGAUUAUCUGCGUGCUUGGAUCACACUACUUUGUGCUGCAAGAACUGGCUGGAAUGAGGAUGCAGUUACAUAUCAAAUAGUGGGAACUAUUGCUCGUAUUGCAUUUGUUAAUGAUACCCACAAACUCUACGAAAUAACUGGUAUCAUAUUUCAAGCUUAUCAACAGCAACUCGCAGCUGAAAAGAACCAAUCAAAGGGUAUUAUGUCUAUGUUUUCAUCCGACAAUACAGUAUCCCCACUUAUUCCUGAUUCGAUGCUAUCGAUUUCUCCGUUUGCAUCGUAUGUUAUGCUUCGAGUCGAACAAAAGUCAUUCAACACUUUUUAUGGACAUUUUUUCGAAACUCUUACGAAAAAGGAUAAGUAUACACUGGAUAAUGCUGUGAAGAAAGCAUCAUCCAAAUGCUCAAUUACUGUACCUGUGGAGAGGCUUGCUAUUUUCCGAUGGGCAAAAUUAGUAACUGUAUGCAACGAUCAUCAACUAUUGCCAAUUCUCUUACAACAACUUUCGGGUUCAGCAUAUCGAUUGAGAAAGGCUAAUAAUUUGAAUUUAUGCUAUGCCCGACGUCUAAUUGAUGAUCCACAAAUGCAAGAUGUGAUGGCUGCUUGUCGAAAAGCAAUCGAAGAAUCAACGAUUGAAACAAAAGGAUUGUCUAAAGCUGUAGUAGGAUGGUUGUUCACAAAGCAUGAGGUGACGAGAACUGGAUUCGAUUUUUCUGUAUUUGACCUGGACUACCUGCUUCAACUCAUUCUUGCUGGUGAUAAGAACAUGUGGCUAGAUUUUGUAAAUAUGCCAUACUUCAAUUCUGAGGAGUUUUCGGAAAGAAAGUUGUAUUCUGUGACUUGCCAACUGUCACCUAAAAAUCGUGAAUCACCAUUACCACCUGAAAUAGGAUCACCUCGAUCCAGAUCUUCGGCAAAACCGUUCCCAGUUCUACCUGUUCAUUCUGGAUUACCACAGGCUCCGCUCAUAGAUCCAUCUAUUCUCUUUCAGCAACAUACGGUAUUACAGCUUGCUUCUCCAUUCAUCAACACAAUAAAACAACUGUCCAAGCAGUUCGCACAAUCCGGAGAUAGAAUGUCAAUGGAUGAUGAUUCAUACUGUAAGCAGAUCAAAGCCCUUUACCAACCAACACAGCAGACUAUUCCUGUUGAAAUUCGUUGCUCAUAUUGCUCGAAACCGAAAGCAUGCACAAUGAGCAUUAAACCGAAUGUUCUGAACUCUGAAAUUGAUUUACAAAUGACUCAAAACAGGACUAAACGUUUCGAAUUUUGGAAUGAACUUUAUGCUUCUAUUGUCGAUAAGGCUGCUGUAGCAACUGCAAGCAUCGAACAUCUAUCUGUUCUAGUGGCUAAAAUGACUUCAGCAUUGCAUCCUGGAACAAGAAAUAAUGUGCAGCUCACAGGACAUUCACUCUUUUAUCUUAUAACAUCUUCUGUUGGAGAGAAUGAGUUGUUAUUUAGUGUUGCUUCUGAUUCAUUUUGUAAUUCACUCCGAUCUUUGGGAGAAGAGUAUGUCAAAUUCCGUCCCGAAGAGCAAAUGGACGUCAUGCAACUGGCAUUAGAUGGAUUUGUACUCUCUGAACCUCUUGUUGAGGUCUUCACUCCAGAAGUGCUCAAUUCGGACGAUUUGUGCACAGCGUAUAGAAAGCUAUCGGACGCUGUGAGAAUGCCGGAAAGAAGCAAGAUGGCUUUGCAAUUGUUAGGUCGCCUUGGCAUGCAACAAGCUGCCGCUGGCUUACCUCCACAUCAAUUCGCCGCUCUUUUGCCAAUUGCAUUUGCAAAUCUUGCCAGUCAACCAGAUCCUUCGUCUCCACUUCAUGCAUUGUGUUUACAGCAUGUCAUUUUCUUUGUGUUUCACCAUUUCCCGGAUAACAUUGUUAAUGGACUUGACUUGACUCUGGAUGGAUGUAACACGAAUUCAACUCCUGCUUCACUUUUGGACGCUAUUGUUGAUAAAUUGGAUGCAAACGAUUACUUGAAGAAGAAAAAUUCGUUUGACUUGGGAGCUGCCAAAGCUGAUGAAUGUGCUAGAAUAUUGUCUAAGCGAUUGGAUGAAGCAAGAACAAAACUUCCGAAUUUCUAUGGAAUAUGGUCUCGUUACUUGGAUUCAGUAACUCGUCUCGCGCAACUGUUCCUUUUUGUGCCUAUUCGUGAUGGAUACGAGCCCAACAAGUCAGUUUCAGUGCUGCAAAGAGAAUGUUAUGAAUAUUUCACCCGUGUUGCCGCAGUAUUUUCGCCAUUGAUCGCCCCAUACUCUCCAACUCACCCACCUUUCUCGACCUCCCAUGAAGCUCAGGCAAUGCUCGUUCUCGAUCGAUUCGUCGACUUUCUAUCUGCCCUUCAUUUCAAUUCAAGUAUACCACCUGGAAUGCAGAACAUUCAGUCAUUGGUUUGGCAGUAUUAUUGUGAAAAACUUUCUAUUCUGACACAUGGGACUCAACACUAUUAUGAUGUUAUUGAACGGCAACUAGUACGACUGAAUUGGCAAGCUCUAUGGCCAUCAAGACUCGCUAUAACAGCAAUGGAAAAUUGUCUGGAUACAAGAUCACAAGACUGUGCUUCAUUUAUUUCACAAAUGGUUGCUCGUAUUCCGUGGAGCAAUAUUCUUCAAACAAUGCACGAGGAUAGUAGACCAAGCUACUUGGCUUCUUUAUUCGGAGUACUUGUUCGUCUUGCUGCUCGUCCUCGAAAUUAUGAUAAAGUCCGUGCAUCGUUGCUGGAGCUUUGCAAAUCAUUUUCGCUACGAUCUGACUGGAAUAAAAUUUAUCCGGAAGAUGCUGCCGGAAUAGCAUCUGCUGUAACAAAAUGUUUGCCCUCGGAUUCAUUAUCAAAUCCCGUGGAAAUGGUAUCAGUAAUUCAAGUUAUAUGGAGGAAAAUCUGUUGUUUUGUUGUACGUGAGCCAUUCUCCGAAGUAUCCCUUCAAAAACAGAAGUUGUGGAUUCAAACCGAAAGUUCUCUACUUUUGAAAGCGGAGUCCUCACAAAUUCCCGCAGCUUACAAUUCACUAAUUUCGGAUGUGAAUGCACUAGCCUUGAAUCACUCAAAUCUACGAGAAUUCCGGGUCGUCACUCGCGAACUGACAGCAAUGUGGAAGAAUAUCACAGAUGCCAAACUAGGAGAAGCUCUUGUAUCUAUAUGGUCGGAAUAUUUGGCUGCAAAUCCAACUUCUCCUCUUGUUCUAACAUCUGUCAAUACUUUAGUCGAUUCAUUGAACAUUGAUCAGUUGACAACUGCAUUGAAAGUUAUUGAAAAAGUUAUAUGUGCCUACUUCCUAAGAACGGACAGUAACUGGGCAGAACUUCUUCAUUGGAUUCAAUUUCCCACAGGAAGCUUGAAAUCUAUCAAAUCAUAUCUCAUGACUGUACCAUCAUCAGAGAACAAAGUUCAGAUGCUCCCAUUGACUCUAAAAAUUUUCAUGGAUUAUGGGGGCGUUGAUGAGAACAAAUUCUUUGAUUUGCACCACUACGUGAUCAGUAUACGUCCUAAACAUGUCGCCUCGGAAUCUGGUUUCAUAUGUCUCCUGGCUCGUCAUCUUCAAUGGAUGGCAAAUCGUAGUUCUGCACUUCCUGCUCAUUUUGCACCAAGUGAUGACCUUCUUUCAUCUCUAAUUAAAUAUCUUGGAAAAGCUUCCAAAGACGAAUCGAGUUUUUUGACUGCCCUAAUCAGCAGCAAAAAGACAGCAUAUUCUCAAAAAAUGCGUGUUACUCUUCACAUUCUGGAACUUUACUUGACGCAGCAAACACUCGGAGAAGGAAAGCGUCCUAGAUGUGAUGCCAACUCACCGGUACUCAAUUCUCGUAUAUCAACCUUGAAGGAUCUAGCUCAACAAAAAUCCAAUCAGAAUAUGAGCAAUGCAUUCAACAAAGCCACCGCAUAUUUUGUACAGAUCGAGACUCAUCGCAUCCAAUCAUCGCCCAAAUUGCUUCUCGAAAUAGGUCGAUCCGCGUUUGGAGAUCUUUUCCUUACUGAUGUAUAAUUGUAUCCUAUUUUUCUUUGAUUUCCCCAUUCUUUACUCAUUUUCUGGAUCCCAUUCACUACUUUUAUGUGACAGCAAAUAACGGGUUUCCUGCUCACCGAUUCAUUUGUGUUCCCUCAUAGUCAGUUUUAUGCACUUUGUAUCCCUAUGCACCUCAUUCCCAUUUUCAUUAAUGUGAAAUAGUCAUGGAGAAAAAUAAUGAAUGAAUAGUUUAUUUUUC